Salvia miltiorrhiza (redroot sage) is the source of this 3159-nucleotide messenger RNA. RefSeq names its product protein KINESIN LIGHT CHAIN-RELATED 2-like. NCBI's taxonomy places the organism in Eukaryota, Viridiplantae, Streptophyta, Magnoliopsida, Lamiales, Lamiaceae. Bases 596 to 2827 code for a protein of 743 amino acids. The transcript has 3 exons. Gene Ontology annotation, molecular function: protein binding. The record is from RefSeq and is a predicted model, not a curated record.
AAAAAAAGAAAAGAAAAAGACAAGUCACAAUAAAAUAAAUAAAAAAUAUGAUAGAAGAGACCAAAAAUAAACCGAAAAAUACAAAAACGCAAUUUCGGCGGUUGCCAACGGCGGAGGGCGGUGGCGGUGGCGGAAGAUGAUAAGUCCUCUUCAGCGUUGGAACAUUUCAACUUCUUUGCUCCCACCUAUACAUACACACACACACACACUAUAAUGUAUAAAUUUAAACUUGGAAUUAUCUACCUACAUUUGUCAAAAUUUCCAAUCAUUUGAAUCUCAAUCAUCAGUAUAUAAAUCUUUUAUAUAAACUGGAUUCUCGAUUAUCCAAUUCUGCCCCUCCCUUCGUCUUCAAACCAACCACCAUUUCCGUUUCUCUUCAUCUCCUCUGCCCAUCAAUCUAUAUAUAUAUUUAUACAUAACGCAUGUGUUAAUAUACAUGAACAACAAACAAUCAAGGGCAGAGACAGAAACGCACGCGCAUUGCCAAUCAAUCAAUCAAUCCCUCCUUUGCGAAAAUUAAUUAUUAAGGAAAUACCAAAUUAAAAAAAAAAAAAAGGAAAAUCCGAGUUGGAGUUGAUUCUUGAAUCGAGUCACAAUGCCUGAGUUCAACGUGGAGGAAUUAAACAGUGAGAGGUUCGCCAAGGAGCAGGAGGAGCAGCAGCAUUAUGUUCCUCGCAAGGAGAUUUUUAUGGAGAGGUCUCCUCGUAGCCCGCUGAGCACGCACAGCCCCCCAAUGAGCUCAGCGAGCCGUGACAGCGACUCUCUCGACCUAGCCAUUGAUGGGGUGGUGGACAACACCAUUGAGGACCUCUACAACAAUGUGUGUGAGAUGCAGAGCUCGGAUCACUCUCCAUCCAGGCGCAGCUACCUCUCGUAUGGUGAGGAGUCGCGCAUUGACUCUGAGCUGCAUUUUCUUGCUGGAGGCGAGCAUGGUGUGGUGGAGAUGAAGAAGGAGCUAGUGAGUGGGAGUAAUGGAGGAGGAGGGGGAGAGAGAGAGGGGAAGAAAGUAGUAGUCAUGGAUGACAGUUUUGGAGAGAGAUUUAGGAUCAAUCCUGCCGGUUUCAGCUGUGGAUCGCCUACCGCACAGUCGCAGGUUAGGCGCCUCUCGUGCUUGGAGCUCCCUUCGGAGGCCUCCAAGAAGGCGACUCUGAGGAGCAAGACUCAAAACGGGAGGCCCCCGAACGGGAAGCAGCCUCAUGCAAAGGGUGUUAAGAAAUUGGGGACGGCUUCUUCUUUGAAGAUUGAGAGGGGUAAAGUGCAGAGUGUGGCAGAGGAGAAUGGUGGCGAGGCAAAGUUUCUUGGUCCGUAUCUGCUGAAGCAGGCGAGGGACAUGAUAGCAACGGGGGUGAAUCCUCAGAAGGCUCUAGAUUCGGCUAUGAGGGCUAUGAAGUCCUUUGAGGCCUCUUCUUCAAGUGGGGAGAAGCCUGAUCUAGACUACGUGAUGUGUUUGCAUGUUGUCUCCGCAUUGUACUGCAGGCUCGGGAGGCACAAUGAGGCCAUCCCACUUCUUGAGAAGUCUAUUGAGAUUCCUGCGAUGGAUUUAGGCCAGAACCAUGCUCUUGCUAAGUUUGCAGGGUGUAUGCAGUUGGGGGAUACUUAUGCAAUGCUGGGGCAGAUCGAGAACUCGAUUCUGCUCUACACCGCGGGGUUGGAGAUCCAACGGCAGGUCUUGGGGGAGAACGAUCCGAGGUUUGGUGAGACGUGUAGGUAUCUGGCUGAGGCACAUGUGCAAGCAAUGCAGUUUGAUCAAGCGGAGAGGCUGUGCCGUAUGGCGCUGGACAUUCAUAAGGUGAAUGGAUCAAUAGCCUCGCCUGAGGAGGCGGCUGACAGGCGGCUCCUCGGCCUGAUUUGUGACUCCAAAGGCGACUACGAAGGUGCACUUGAGCAUUAUGUGAUUGCAAGCAUGGCAAUGGCUGCCAAUGGCCAGAAUGUGGAUGUUGCAACCAUUGAUUGCAGCAUUGGCGAUGCGUAUCUGUCUCUGCUACGUUAUGAUGAGGCCAUAUGCGCGUAUCAGAAGGCACUCAGCACGUUCAAGGGCAGCAAAGGCGACAACCAUCCGUCAGUGGCUUCGGUGUUUGUUCGUUUGGCUGAUUUGUACAACAAGAUUGGGAAAUUCAGUGAUUGCAAAUCCUACUGUGAGAGUGCUCUCAAGAUCUAUGCCAAGCCAGCGCCAGGGAGCCCACCUGAGGAGAUCGCGAGUGGUUUGGUGGAUAUAUCCGCGAUCUAUGAGUCCUUGAACGAGCCUCAGCAGGCGCUUCAGCUGCUGCAGAGGGCCAUAAGAGCUUAUGGGAACGCACCUGGCCAGCAGAGUGUUGUUGCAGGAAUCGAAGCUCAAAUGGGAGUGCUGUACUACAUCUUGGGAAGCUAUGUUGAGUCUUACAAUGCUUUAAAGAAUGCUACAACCAAGUUUCGCCUCACUGGAGAGAAGAAGUCCGCUCUCUUUGGUAUUGCUCUCAAUCAGAUGGGGCUUGCCGCCGUGCAGCUCUUCUCAAUCAACGAGGCUGCUGAUCUGUUUGAAGAUGCUCGGGACAUUCUCGAGUCUGAAUGUGGGCCGUUCCAUGCUGAUACACUAGGAGUUUACAGCAAUCUUGCAGGAACUUAUGAUGCCAUGGGCAGAACCACUGAUGCAAUUGAAAUCUUGGAGUACAUUGUUGAGCUGAGGGAGGAGAGGCUUGGGACAGCGAAUCCCGACGUGGAAGACGAGAAAGAGAGACUGGCUAUACUAUUGAAAGAAGCAGGAAGGGCCAGGACCAGAAAAUCAAGAUCAUUGGAGACCUUGCUUGUCAAGAACGACGCUGUUCACGGAAGCAUUAUCGAGGUUUCCUAAAAACAUGAUUAUCUUUUUGCUGAUAGCUUUUCUGGUUUCCUUUGUCGCCUAAUGUACAUGUUGAUACGAAAGGGUUUUAGUUGCUUUGUUUCCUUACGCCUUCUGGUUACAGGAUCGACGUGUGAAAUGAGAGUUUUGCCCGUUUUUUGGUUAAAAAAUGUCGAUAUCACCGUAGAUGUAGAGGGGCUUUUGAGAUGUUGCUGUCCAGUGUGUUCUGUACAUUUCCUUCCCCCACAUCUGCAGGGGUGGGGGGGAAGCUGGAUUUCUUUGUCACUUUCCAUUUUAUGUAACUUUGUGUUUUGAUGAAGUAAAGAUGGAAUUUCAUUUUCCUA